Molecule: messenger RNA, 1584 nt
Organism: Cloeon dipterum
Lineage: Eukaryota; Metazoa; Arthropoda; Insecta; Ephemeroptera; Baetidae
Gene: shv
Product: DnaJ homolog shv
Exons: 7
Coding region: 166-1236 (356 amino acids)
Biological process (GO): protein maturation; protein folding
Cellular component (GO): endoplasmic reticulum
Molecular function (GO): misfolded protein binding
Source: RefSeq, a predicted model, not a curated record
UCGGCAGUGUUUAACAUACACCGCUCGCUGCUUUCUUGGCACUGAAACACGAAACACCCCCAAAGCAGCGAGAGUGCCACGAGAAAAGGCUGCGGCUUCUUCCACUUAGCUGUAUUUUGUCAAUGGUGGAGUAGCCGGUCGGCACGCUAAUUAAAACUCUGCAAAAUGUGGGUGUGGAGGGUAGCUAUUGUCUCUGUGAUAUUCAGCCUGUCCGGCGUCAUUGCGGGGCGCGAUUUUUACUCCAUCCUGGGAGUGAGCAAGAGCGCAAACACGAACCAGAUUAAAAAGGCGUACAGAAAAAUGGCCAAGGAGUUGCACCCUGACCACAACAAGGACGACCCUGACGCCAACACCAAAUUUUCGGACCUGGGAGCGGCCUACGAGGUGCUGUCUGACCCAGAGAAGCGCGAGCUCUACGAUAAGUGUGGAGAAGAGUGUGUCAAGAAGGACGGAAAUAUGGGUGGCCAUGACCCAUUCUCCAGCUUUUUUGGAGAUUUUGGUUUCCACUUUGGUGCAGAGCAGCAUAACGAGAGAAAUGAAAUACCCCGUGGUGCAAAUGUAGUAAUGGAGAUGUCGGUCUCCCUUGAAGAACUGUACUCGGGAAAUUUUGUUGAGAUCACCCGGAACAAACAUGUUAUAAAACCUGCCUCGGGAACAAGAAAGUGCAACUGCCGGCAGGAGAUGGUCACCAGGCACCUUGGUCCAGGGAGGUUCCAGAUGACCCAGCAGCAAGUCUGUGAUGAGUGCCCAAAUGUUAAGUUAGUUAACGAAGAGCGAACAUUAGAGGUCGAAAUCGAGCCUGGCAUGGUUGAUGGCCAGGAGCAAAAGUUUGUGGCUGAAGGCGAGCCACACCUGGACGGAGAGCCUGGCGACUUGAUUUUGAAAAUAAGAACUGCGCCACACUCCAGGUUCGAGAGGAGAGGGGACGACCUGUACACAAACAUAACUAUUUCCCUGCAGGACGCGCUGGUCGGGUUCAAUUUGGAAAUAGAACACCUGGAUGGGCACAAGGUGACAGUGAGCAGGGACAAAGUGACUUGGCCUGGCGCCAGGAUCAGGAAGAAGGGCGAGGGAAUGCCUAAUUACGAGAACAACAACCUGCAGGGAACUCUCUUCAUCACAUUUGACGUUGAAUUCCCCAAAACAGAACUGAGCUCUGACGACAAAGAAGCAAUAAAGAAGAUUCUGAACCAAAGUUCUAACAACAACGUGUACAACGGUCUUCGGGGCUACUAAAGUUUUCUAGGAAAUUAAUAAAAUAUAAGCAACUGUGAGACAUGUCGGUGACAAAGCGCCAGAACUGAUCUCCUCACUUGGUGGACUGUCCUAGAGCUGCCAGUUUCUUGUGACAAAUUGGUGUUCUUUUGUCAAUAGCCGACGAAGAAAUAAGAAAACCAGUGUGCAGUCUUCACGCAAUCAGUGGCUGUUGGUUGUUGUUGCCCCUUUCAGUUUACUACUCGUUGGACAAGAGUAGGAUGUACACUAUUGUUUAUGGAUAAAAGUGUGUUUUGAAUGUGUCUGCGUGACUGUUUUUACUGGAAAAUAAAUUAUUGGAGAAUUAAUUGAAACCAAAGCAUAUCAUAA